Molecule: messenger RNA, 1956 nt
Organism: Symbiodinium pilosum
Lineage: Eukaryota; Dinophyceae; Suessiales; Symbiodiniaceae
Source: the annotation of a GenBank genome assembly
AUGGUGGACAGAAAAUUAAAACGGACGGAUGAUGUUGAUUGCUUAAGCUGCCUACGCUGGCUAGCACCGAGGCUGCCUUUGAGGUCUGGAGAUCGUUCACCAUGUCCUGACGCGUCCCCGCAAAGCUGGGGUCUGCCUCCAGAGAUCGACGAAGUGCCUUCAAAAGAGAGGCCUCGAGUUGGCAGCUGGGCAUCUCCGGUGCCAUCGUUUGCAGCACCGUGGCAGACAUGGCAAAUGCCGGAUCCAAGUGCCAAACCUGCCCAAAUCGCACUCCAAUCGCUUGACAUCAAGCUCAAUAUAGAGACCGAGUGGACCGAACACUCGAUCAGCAAGUCCGUCGCCACUGCCCAGCCCCGCAGGCUCCAAGAAAUUGGAUGGCUACCAGCAGCUGGCGCAGGAGCAGGCCGGUAUUCCCCUCAGCCUGGUUUCAUGCUGGAGCAGAUCCUGGCAUCGCCGGGGAACCUGCCACCUCAUGAGGCGCGCAGAGACCGCGUAAUGGGUGAUGUAGAGAGAGCUCUGGCAGAAUUACCCCAGUAUACAUCCACCAACGAGCGGAUCGCCAAAUGCCCGCGGCGUCUUCUUACUGAGCGCGGCAUUGCUGGACAACGACUUCGACGCGGCAUCCUAAAGGGCAGCACCAUCGCUUUCAUCACCACAGGCUACGAAGGCAAACGCUUCAUCUACGAGAAGGCACACGCUCUCGGUGUUCGCUCCAUCCUAGUUGACAGUGCAGACUCAUGGAGCCGACAACUCGUUGACGAAGGCAUUGCAGUGAAAUUUCUGCCCAUCGACAUGUCCCAGUCCUCUGACCAAGUGCUGCAAUUUCUGAUCAGAGCCAUUCGAGACCUGGAGAAGGAUCCGAGCAUAGGAAAAGUAGAUGGUGUGGCCACGUUCGCAGAGCUCUCCGUGCCGCUGACGGCUCGCCUGGCGGAGGCGCUGGGCGUGCCAGGUCCUGCACCCGAGUCCACGGACCAGGCCCGCGACAAGUUCAAAACACGGAUGGCGCUUGCACAUCACGGGCUUCCGACUCCGCCCGUGUGCGAGAUCCUCUCAGAGGCGGACAUCGAACAGGCCAUCCGCACAGUGGGCUUUCCGGCUGUGCUGAAGCCGGUGUCCGGUGCCGCAUCCGUCGGGGUGAAAAAGGUUGAAAAUGAAGCUGAGUUGAGGUCGGCAUACAGUGCACGACAUCAUGAACUGGGUUCGAUGGUCAUCUCGAGUGGGGCUAUCAUAAAGGAUGAUGGACAACAAGGUGCAGCUGUAGGUGCCAGUGCGGUGAUCGGUGCGCGCUUUGUACUGGAAAGUUAUCUUGAUGGCGAGGAGGUGGAUGUGGAUGUGGUUAUGUCAGAUGGCGAAUGGCAGUAUGCCGCAGUGUCUGACAACGGUCCCACGUUAGAACCGUACUUCAACGAGACUUGGGCAGUUUCUCCAUCUCUUCUGCCUCGUGAGAAGCAGCUGGCCCUGCGUGAGCUGGCGGUCAGUAGCGUCAAGGCACUGGGCUUUCAGGAUGGCAUCUUCCAUGUGGAGCUCAAAUACACCAGCCAACAUGGAGCUCAACUCAUUGAGGUAAACGCCCGUAUGGGUGGCGGGCCAGUGUAUUCCACGAACCUGAAGACUUGGGGGGUGGAUCUCGUAGAAGAGACUUUGUUUUGCGUUGCUGGCAUCCCUUCGCGGCCAGCAGCUACCAGGAAGCCGAUGGAAUGCAUCGCAAAUGCGGAUGUGAAUGCACUACGGUCUGGAAGGUUAGCUGACCUCAGCUUCAUGAAACCCCUGCUGGACCGUGAGGGCGUUGUGUCGCACAACUGCCAUGUUAGAGAAGGGGAAGAGGUUGUGGGGCCCCAGGAUGGUUUGCCGACCUGGCUUGUGGAAGUUGUUGUUUCUAAGCCAACGCCGCGUGAGGCACUCGACUUCCUCUUGAAGCUGGAGGCUGAGAUCCAAAAGUUGGUAAGACUGUCGUAG